UUUCUUUGAUAAAAGAAAAAGAAAAGCUCUGUUUUGUAGGAGUUAAAAAAAGUCUCGACAUUUUUGUUUCCAUUGACUCAUAAAGUCUAAAUAUUUUGAAGUCUAUUCACUCCACACACUCAAACGACGAAACAUUCUUCGAUCAAAUGGAAGUCAACGAUAGGAAAGGAAAGGUGGAGAUGGGUUCAGGACUCUUCCCUGACUGGUCUGAGAUGACUCGGGAAUGUCUUCUCGACAUCUUCUCACGGCUGAGCCAGGAACAAAGAUGGAUCGGACCGAUGCUAGUCAGCAAGAGCUGGAUGAGCGCAUGCUAUGAUCCGUCACUCAACACGACCUUCGAUCUCGAAGAUCGGUUUCUGUCGUACCCUGAGUCAAUCAACUGGUGGACUCCCGAAUUCGAGGAUAAAGUUGAUUCCUUUUUGCAAACUGUUGUUGAUCGGAGCGAAGGUGGUCUCACAGAGAUUCGGGUCAGGCACUGUACUGAUCGCUCUCUAUCCUACGCCGCUGAGAGAUGCCCUAAACUUGAGGUGCUUUGGAUAAAGAGCUGCCCAAAUGUUACAGAUGCAUCAAUGAUGAAUAUAGCCUCCAACUGUCGAAACCUUAAAGAACUUGAUAUAAGCUACUCGUAUGGUAUAUCUCACGAGUCUCUGACGAUGUUGGGGAGGAACUGCCAGAAUCUAAAGACUCUUAAACGGAAUCAAUAUCCGAGGCUUAAUCCCCACAUGCCUACAGUUAUCGCGCCACUCGACUAUCUGGCUAGAUUUCCUAGAUACGGGAAUGCGGAGGCGGAGAUCAUUGCGAGACACAUGCCUCAGCUCAAGCACCUGGAGAUUCGAUACUCCACGUUGACUGCUCAAGGUCUUGCCUCGGUUUGUGAAAGUUGCCAGGAUCUAGAGUACAUGGACUUAUACGGGUGUAUAUCCUUGGGAAGCGAACAGAUAACCGCGUGCACCUCGAGCUUGAUUCGUUUGAGGGAGAUCAAUAAGCCUCAUUUCAACUUCCCUAUGGCUAUUCUACGCAUGUCAAUACCCGGAAAUCCGAGAGAUCAAUGAAUUGGUGAUGGGUUUAUCAGACACGCAUUUAAAAAGCUAAAGCUCCACUUCCUCUGUGACAUAUUCACUUUGUUCAUAUCUAUCUAUGUUUGAAUUAUCAAAACAGUGUGAAGCCCCUUCCUCUUAUUUAUCUACAGUGUGAAACCCCUUCCUCUUUUCUAUGUACAGUGUUAAAUUACAUUUGUAUUACAUAACAUUUAUGUUCCUCUUUGCCUAAAGUCUGAAUUUUAGUGUCAA
Messenger RNA from Capsella rubella, 1289 nucleotides. Its product is annotated as putative F-box/LRR-repeat protein 19. The record is from RefSeq and is a predicted model, not a curated record. Gene Ontology annotation, molecular function: protein binding. Bases 147 to 1052 code for a protein of 301 amino acids. Lineage: Eukaryota; Viridiplantae; Streptophyta; Magnoliopsida; Brassicales; Brassicaceae. The transcript has 2 exons.